Molecule: messenger RNA, 1145 nt
Organism: Morone saxatilis (striped sea-bass)
Lineage: Eukaryota; Metazoa; Chordata; Actinopteri; Moronidae
Exons: 5
Coding region: 272-1015 (247 amino acids)
Biological process (GO): cell surface receptor signaling pathway
Molecular function (GO): transmembrane signaling receptor activity
Source: RefSeq, a predicted model, not a curated record
ACUUUGGUAUGACAAAGUAGAGUUUGAUUCACACGGUAUCUGAGUAUCUGAAGCUUUUAGCAACAACACGACGAACUGAUUUGGAGACUCUCAGUAAAACAUAAUUGGCAAACUUUUGGUGGCACGAAUGACAUCUUAAUGGUACUUCAAAAGUGUGAUAUGUUUUUGCUUUCAAAGAAAUGCUAGUGGCUGCUUUAUUUCCUGCCAUUUUGGGCCAGGAUGUUGUGGGGGGCAGCUAUAGGUAAAACCUGCCUACAGACAUCGACACAAAAUGGAGAUUGUGUCUCUCUGCCUAAUGCUCUGUUUCACCCCCAUUGCAGCCGCACUGAGCAUCAGUCCCAACAGAUCUCAGUUCUUUCGGUAUGAAGAAAUCUAUCUGAGGUGUGAGGAGAAGGAAAACUCCACCGGCUGGAUGGUGAAAAGAAACACCUCCGAUUCGACAUCUGAAGUGUGCAAGUUUGGCUGGGCCAUCCCAGGUGAGUCCUCCUGCACUAUCGAGGAUGCCUACCCAACAGACACAGGAGUGUACUGGUGUGAGUCUGAGCAGAGGGAGUACAGCAACAGCAUCAACAUCACAGUGACAGCUGGUGCUGUGAUCCUGGACAGCCCUGUACUUCCUGUGACAGUGGGAGACACUGUGACACUUCGCUGUUCCUAUAGGAAAGGAGACCGAGAUGACUCUACUUCAGAUUUCCCUGCUACGUUCUACAAAGAUAAUGUUUUCCACGGUACUGAGAGAGGAGAGAUGAUCCUUAAAUCGGUGUCCAAGUCUGCCGAAGGUUUCUACGAGUGUGAAUACCCCGGAGAAGGAAAGUCAGAGAAGAGCUGGCUGGCUGUGAGAGCCAGAGCUCUGCCUAUAUAUGUACCAACCACUCCUCCUCCUCCUCAUCCUCCUCUGAUGUCUCUGCCCAACCUGGUGUGUAUCAUUCCUGCUGUUCAUCCUCUACACUGGCAUACUCAUCCUGUGUAUAUCCAUAUACAGAAGGUUGGCUCGAGCUCAAGCUGGUGUUUCUGAUCAUCUCAUACCAGAAUGAUGAAGAAAACAAGAAGGACGAAGCAUUUUGUCAUUCACAUUAAACAGCCAAAGCUACUGGGAACAAUAUAAAUAUUUUUUUUACUUUUUAUCUUAUUUUUGUCAUUUAACA